This is a messenger RNA of Penicillium samsonianum, 897 nucleotides long. RefSeq names its product RTA1 domain-containing protein. Lineage: Eukaryota; Fungi; Ascomycota; Eurotiomycetes; Eurotiales; Aspergillaceae. Gene Ontology annotation, cellular component: membrane. The record is from RefSeq and is a predicted model, not a curated record. The transcript is spliced from 3 exons. Bases 1 to 897 code for a protein of 298 amino acids.
AUGCAGAGUAAUGUGGCAUCGAUCCGUUCUGAUGAAGAAGUCAACUUCGCUUUUUAUCGCUAUGACCCCAGCAUGGGCGGUGCCGUCCUUUUUGCGAUUCUUUUUAUGGGCACAACCUUCUACCACAUCUUCCAGAUGUUCAAAGUCAAGACUUGGUUUUUUAUUCCCUACGCAAUAGGUGGUCUUUUUGAGAUUGUUGGGUAUAUAGGGCGUGCCUUGUCUAGCAAACAAAGUCCGGAUUGGACGCUAGGUCCCUACAUAAUACAGACACUCUGUCUGCUUCUCGCCCCAGCUCUUUUAGCAGCCUCGAUCUACAUGUUGCUCGGCCGGAUUAUUCUUGUGCUGCAGGCAGAAUCACAUGCCAUUUUGAAAAAGAAGUGGCUUACCAAGAUUUUCGUGACCGGCGACGUGAUGUCGUUCCUUCUGCAAGGCGCCGGUGGCGGCAUUCAGAGUAGCGGGGGGCUCGACGGCAUGAAGACUGGCGAGCGCAUUAUCAUCGUCGGUCUUUUUGUCCAAAUAAUCUUCUUUGGCUUCUUCAUUAUUGUCGCUGGCCUAUUUGACUUGAAGCUGCGCAAAUACCCUAUCCCUCGCUGCUUCGAUCGGGAGAUCCCCUGGCGCAAACAUCUUAAUAUCCUCUAUGCUACCAGUUUUCUGAUCCUGGUGCGCUCGCUUUUUCGACUUGCGGAAUACAUCCAGGGCAAUAAUGGUUAUCUUUUGCGUCAUGAGAUGUACUUGUAUGUUUUUGACUCACUGCUUAUCUUCGUUGCAAUGGUUAUCUUCAAUAUUGCUCAUCCAUAUGAAAUUACUCGAUUUUUGGCCGUUGGCCCGGAUUACGAGUUGACUCGCACCCCGAAUGAGCAGACAGUGAAACCUGAUGGAGUCUAUCGUGGCGUGUGA